Molecule: messenger RNA, 1316 nt
Organism: Dentiscutata erythropus
Lineage: Eukaryota; Fungi; Glomeromycota; Glomeromycetes; Diversisporales; Gigasporaceae
Source: the annotation of a GenBank genome assembly
AUGAGAGAAUCAAACUUUUCUUUUCCUUCUCAAAACCGUGCGUCUGUCUGUAUUACCUCUGCUCUAUAUGACCGUAGAGCUCUCGACUGCACGGCCAUCUUACCUUUAAUCAAUUCCCUUACACAUCUUACCUAUUUAACGAGCACUUCCCCACGUAUCCGUGAGAUUCUUACGAUGGACGGCGGACUGGAACGUUUGGUUCGUAUACUGAAAACUACUAAAGUGAAUGAUAAAAGAAGUGGUUGGAAAUGGUCUAUGGCAUUUCAAUGUGUUGCGAACGUUGGUGUACGUGGAUCUGAGGCUAUUAGAACGAGGGUUGUGGAUGCUGGUAUGGUACCAGUUAUUAUAACUGUAUUGGACAAUUUUUUAAGGGCACUUGAUCAUGUUAGACUGGAAAAAGAACAACAACAACAGCAGCAAUUACUAGCAGCACAAUUGCUGCCAUCUCAAAAUCCACCUCUAAUUACGAGAUCGCCAUCCCCGCAAAUUCCUCUUACGACCGCUUUUGUUGGAGCUUUAGAAAAUGGUAACGCGUCGAAUAUUAUUCAGAUGUCUGAUGAAUCUGAACAACCUCUAACAUCUUAUCCUCACUCACCUAAUUCAACAUCCAUUUUUCCUUCUGAUUAUCAAACUGACAAUUCUGACAUCUCUCAUGCUGGUUCAUCAAAUAUGCAAUCUGUGAUUUCAACCUCAAAUCCAGCUGCCGCAUCCACGAAUAGGUUUUUAUCAAAUGUUACAACAACUUAUGAUAUAAGAUCGUCAGAUGAUGCAAGGUCAGAUGUAGCAUCCUGGGGUUCGGUUGCAGAUAAUGAAGAAGCUGUUUUAACCACAACCGUACCACAGUUGCCAUCAGCAAUUACUGGCACAAAUGGUACAAAUAUAACUCCGAGUAUACGAACAACUCAAACACCCAAUAAUACACCUCCAACUAAUUCGACUACUCAAUCAACUUUAGAAAUUGACGUUCUUUAUCGUGAAGAAGAUAUUCUCUUAUCACUUCAAUUGCUAGCUUAUCUUUCAAAAUAUCCUCAUUUACGUGCUACAUUCCACAAUGCUUAUCCACCCCAUAAUGUAUUUUCUCUUGUGGAAAAAUUUACUCAUCGUCUUCAUCCUGGAGAAAUUCAAUAUUGGGCUGGUGUUAUUAUGCGCAAUGCUUGUCGUAAAGAUGAAGAUCGCGGUGGAAUCCGUCAGUGUGCUUAUAUGGCUUGUGGCAAGUGGGAGAGUUUUCCAAGAGAAUUUGCAAAAUGUCGGAGGUGUCGUAAAGCUAAAUAUUGUUCCAAAGCUUGUCAAUCCAAAGCAUGGAGUGAAGGACAUCG